CGGAGCCGUACUUACACACACACACACACACACACACAGACAGGGGCGAACACGAAGUAGUGUGAGAGAAAAAGCUCACUCACUCUUCAAUGGAUUUCUCUUUCCUCAGCGACGCAAUGGCUUCCAAAUCCUACGACAAGAUCGCCGAUAUCUGCGACGACCACAUCCUCCAGGUUUCAACGCAAGGGAUUACAUUCCAGGACGAAUGGCCCUACUCGAUUCAUCUUCUAGGCCACAUCUACAUCGACGACAUCAAUAGUGCUCGGUUUCUAUGGAAAUCGAUACCUUCGUCGGUAAAGGAAAGCCGGCCGGAACUGGUGGCGGUGUGGAAAAUUUGUCAGCGGUUGUGGAUGCGGGACCAUGCGGGUGUGCACGAGGCCAUUCGUGGGUUCAAUUGGAGUCAAGAGACUCGAGAUCUUGUAGCCUCUUUCUCUGAUGUUUACACCAAAAAGAUGUUUCAGCUACUGCUGUCUGCUUAUUCAACAAUAAGCAUUCAAGAUGCUUCUCUCUUCUUGGGAAUGAAUGAGGAUGAUGCUACAAAUUAUGUGCUGCAACAAGGUUGGAGUGUGGACCCGGCUUCUCGAAUGCUAACUGUGAAGAAGCUACCUGUUGUGACGGAGCAGAAAUUAGACCCUAGCAAAUUGCAGCGCCUUACGGAAUAUGUGUUCCACCUUGAGCAUUAAUCAGAUUUUAAAGAAUCUCAAAAUAUGGGUUUUCUCAAGUUUAGAUUUGAAAUUGAGAGAACAUAAGGGGCUGAUGGGGCCAGCACGGGUUCCAUUAUGAUGAUCCAGACUGUUUGUUUUGUAGGGCUCUUCUUGUAUAUCAUCUAUAAAAAAAAUUAGGUGAAUCCGAUAAUCAUAGCCUUUUCAUUUGUCGUAUUUUUUUUUUUGAAAAAUGGAUGGUCUAUUUUCAAAAACAUUAUUGUUGUCCACUUUUCAAAAACAAACACGAUAAAAUGAAAAGGUUAUUAGAUUGAUCUAUUUUUUUCAUGAAUGAUAUACAUUGAAGGUCCUACAAAAUGAAUGGUUCAGAUCAUCAAAUUAGGGCCCGACCCAAAAAGAAAAAAGAAAGAGGGAUAAAAUUCAUUGAUUUUUGUGUUUUGAAUCUAGUCCACUGAAGCUAAAUAUUGGCUUUUUAAACUCAUCUUUGUUUUAUUAUGUCCUAUGAGUACUAGCACAAGUUUCAACUUUCUACCCCUACUUAGGUAUUAAUAGAUUUAGCAUUAGCCAAGGAAUACAUGGGAGUCCUGUGAAGAUCAUGGUUAGUAAAAGCAAGAAUAUAUUUGUUUUGUUUCCAUGUACAGUUUGACAACUUUUGGAUUUGUGGAGGGGAAAAGCUUGUAUGUUAUUGCUUUUUCUUUUCUCUUUCACAAAUCUAAGAUUCAAACAUAUCACACUAGCUUUGGUGCCAAGGAGAGAGUGCUUGUGUGUGCAACUAACUUGUUCUUUAUUUGUCAGACA
Camellia sinensis is the source of this 1460-nucleotide messenger RNA. RefSeq names its product COP9 signalosome, subunit CSN8 (gene COP9). The record is from RefSeq and is a predicted model, not a curated record. Gene Ontology annotation, biological process: protein deneddylation; COP9 signalosome assembly. NCBI's taxonomy places the organism in Eukaryota, Viridiplantae, Streptophyta, Magnoliopsida, Ericales, Theaceae. Gene Ontology annotation, cellular component: COP9 signalosome.